AUGCGCGUCGAGCAUGCCUUAGCGCUGCUCGUCUUCGCUAUCGCGGCGUGUCACGCUGCCGGCGCGGCUCGCAGGAACGCUGUGUACGCCGACAGCAGCAGCAGCAGCGUGCACUUCGUGUCGCCAGAUGAGGCCAGAGAGCUUCGCGAGGAGGUCCGGGCGAUGUUCUAUCAUGGCUAUAACGGGUACAUGCGUCAUGCGUUUCCUCUGGAUGAGCUUCGCGCUCGGUCAUGCAAAGGAGAGGAUUCACUGGGUGGCUACACCCUCACGCUGAUUGACUCUCUGGAUAGCCUGGCGUUGCUUGGCAACAAGACUGAGUUCGCAACGGCUGUCAGAUGGCUCUCUGCACACCUCAACUUCGAUAAGAACAAGACCGUGUCUCUGUUUGAGACUAACAUCCGAGUCAUGGGAGGGCUGCUGUCAGCACACCUCAUUGCAUCCGACCCUGCUCUGGGCAUGCAGGUGCCUGGAUAUGACAAUGAGCUGUUGAGACUGGCAGAGGACCUGGGUAGGCGAUUGCUGCCAGCUUUCGACACGCCAACAGGCAUCCCUUUCGGCUCAGUCAAUCUGCGCCAUGGAGUGCUGCGAGGGGAGAGCAAGGUGACAGCAACAGCAGGCGGCGGCACACUUGCACUUGAGUUCGGUGUGCUCAGCCGUCUCACAGGCGAUCCAGUGUUUGAGGACGUGGCUCGCAACGCUGUGAGGGCUCUGUGGGCGCGCAGGUCCUCCCUUGGGCUGCUGGGUGCGCAUAUAGACAUCUUCACGGGAGAGUGGACACACAAGGAUGCGGGGGUCGGAACCAGCAUUGAUUCGUUCUACGAGUACCUAAUUAAGGCGCACAUUCUGUUCGGUGACUUUGAGUAUCUGCACAUCUUUCAAGCAGCUUAUGAUGCCGUCAUGACACACAUAUUCCAUGACCCAUGGUACGUGGAGGUCAACAUGGACGUGGCCGUCGUCGUCUGGCCGCUCUUCAACUCCCUCCAAGCCUUUUGGCCAGGGCUGCAGGUCAUGAUCGGAGACGUUGACCGUGCAGCUCGCUCCCACCGCGCCUUCUUCUCCGUCUGGCGGCGCUACGGCUUCACCCCGGAGGGAUUCAACCUAGCGCAGUCAGCAGUGCAGCCGGGGCAGACCUCGUACCCUCUGCGGCCAGAGCUGGCAGAGAGCACAUACUGGCUGUACAAGGCCACCAGGGACUCCUUCUACCUGGCCGUUGGGAGGGACAUGGUUGCCAGCUUGGCGCUAACGCGCUGCCGAUGUGGCUACUGCCACGUCAGCGAUGUUGAGACACAUGCCCUGGACGACCACAUGGAAAGCUUCUUCCUCUCAGAAACGGUGAAGUACCUCUAUCUGCUCUUUGACUUGGCCUUGGGAGGCGACAACAUCAUGGACAAUGGGCCGUACCAGUAUGUGUUGACAACGGAGGGUCAUCUCCUCCCUCUGACUCCCGAGAUCUCUUUCCCCUCAGAGCACUGCUCCUACCUCAACAGCUUCUGUGCUCCGCCUCAAGCCAGCAGUUGCCGGGUCAUGCUGGUAAGGCUGAAGUAA
Messenger RNA from Closterium sp. Naga37s-1, 1545 nucleotides. The record is from the annotation of a GenBank genome assembly. Lineage: Eukaryota; Viridiplantae; Streptophyta; Zygnematophyceae; Desmidiales; Closteriaceae.